This is a messenger RNA of Hydra vulgaris (swiftwater hydra), 445 nucleotides long. Lineage: Eukaryota; Metazoa; Cnidaria; Hydrozoa; Anthoathecata; Hydridae. The record is from RefSeq and is a predicted model, not a curated record.
AAUGUUGUUAUUCUUAACAGUGUGAUGCCUAACUAAAAAUCAAGACUACGUGUUUUGGUUUUUUGGUAAGCGAUAAAUACGUUUACUUGAGUCAAGGAUAACCGCAGCCACAUCAAACUUCUCACUUGCAGUUUCAUUAUAAUAAAAUCACAAUGGAUAUUGGAAUUGAACAGAUGAGUCGUUAUAUUAGUCCUGUAAAUCCUGUUUUAUACCCUCAUUUAACUCUAAUUCUUCUCGGUAUUGGGAUUUUCUUUACUGCUUGGUUUUUUGUCUAUGAAGUUACAUCAACAAAAUACACGAGAGAUAUUUAUAAGGAACUUCUUGUAGCGUUUUUUGCAGCUAUUUUUAUGGGUUUUGGCACAUUAUUUUUACUGUUAUGGGUUGGAAUAUAUGUUUGAAAAUUUUGUGCUAUUUUUGUAAUAGAAUGAAAAUCUUGUUUAUUUAA